UUUUUUAUUUUACAUUGGAUCAUCAGGAGUUUCGCUUACAGAAAUACGAAUAAGAACAUUUCCAACUUCGUUUCGUAAGCUCCUUUACAAGAUGGCAGAGCAAGUACAGGAACAACAAGUAAAAAAAGUAAAAAGGCAUUUGGAAGGAUGGCGCAUGGCUCUUUUGCCCCUUAAAUCAGUCCUUUUAUGGGAACAACAGUGGCAUCCUUGCGCUAUUUUCGCAUCAGUAUCCAUUUUAUUUUUUUCGAUUUGGCUAAUGGAUCUUAACGCUUUAGCGACAAUAUCAGUUGUUGGUCUAUUGUUGAAUUUUCUUGACUUCAUAGUACCAAUAAUCUCUAACACUAUUUGUGGUCCGAACUCUUGGACAGGCCAAAAGGAAAAACUGUUUGAAGAGAUUUGUCGAAGCAUUGUAAUACAUUACAAUAAAUUAUUGAGCAACAUCAAAUCAUUCUAUUCCAUGAGAGACAACAGCCCAGCAAUGUAUUACAUAAUAUCCAUCACCAUGCUGUGCAUCUUGGCCUGGAUGGCUUCAUCCAUUAACAAUAUAUUCCUGUUGUACAUAUUUUCUACCGUGGUGCUCCUUUGGCCUGGCAUUCAACAACAAGGAAUUUUUAAUAGUCUCUUGUCAUUAAUUCACAAAGCACCAAAAGUCGUUUUGAAAUCAGAUUAAUUCCUUCUCCACUUUAAUCUUUUUAUAAUAAUUAGCUUUUUAUCACAGCUGAAGUUUUAAGGUCUUAUACCUUGUGAUCUCUUUUUAUAUUUGUGAUAUUUAAAUAUUACUAGACUUUUAACCUACUUUUACAUCAAGAAAUAUAGCGAGGAAAGUUAAGGGUUGCAUAAUUAUGUAAUUGCAGCUAGUAUUGUAUAGAUGUUGUGCAUUGGUGUUUUGUUUUACAUAAAAGAAAACAAUUUUAACAUAAAGAUUGUAAUGAUAUAAUAUAGUCAUGUAUGAACUGGUCAUUGUUUUAAGUUUAAGUAAGCUUGUUCAAUGUGAGCUUUAAAUGAUUUUAGUUGGGUUGAAUAAAAAAUAUAUAAUCUU
This is a messenger RNA of Melitaea cinxia (Glanville fritillary), 1039 nucleotides long. RefSeq names its product ADP-ribosylation factor-like protein 6-interacting protein 1 (gene Arl6IP1). The transcript is spliced from 3 exons. The coding region runs from base 92 to 670 and encodes 192 amino acids. The record is from RefSeq and is a predicted model, not a curated record. Lineage: Eukaryota; Metazoa; Arthropoda; Insecta; Lepidoptera; Nymphalidae.